GCCGUCGCUGCCUGAGGGAGAAGAAGAAGGAGGAGGAGGAGGAGCGGGCGGUGCGCGAGCCGGCCGCGGAGGAGGUGGAGGCGGCGUGAGGGAGGCGAAGCCGCGGCCGAGUGACCGAACCGGAGGGGGGGGGUCUCGAGUGGGCCGUUUGGGCUCGAGGAGGGUGUGGCGGCCGAGGCGCAGCGACGGUGCCGGCUGGGUCGGGAAGAUGGCGGCGGCGGUGGCGGCAGCGGCGGCGGCGGCGCCGCCUGUGAACCUGCGGCUGGGAGACUUGGUGUGGGGGAAGCUGGGGCGGUAUCCUCCUUGGCCAGGAAAGAUUGUUAACCCACCCAAGGACCUGAAGAAACCACGUGGGAAGAAGUGCUUCUUUGUGAAGUUUUUCGGAACUGAAGACCACGCUUGGAUUAAAGUAGAGCAGCUGAAACCUUACCAUGCCCACAAAGAAGAAAUGAUCAAAAUUAACAAAGGCAAGAGGUUCCAACAAGCUGUGGAUGCUGUGGAAGAAUUCCUCAAGAAAGGAAAAGGCAAGGACCAGGCGUCUUCUCAUAACUCCGCUGAAGAGAAGAACCGGCGUAAUUCCAGUGAAGAGAGGGGGAAGCAGUCAGUGGGAGAGGAGAAACACAAAGCGGGGUUGUCAGAAAGGAAGCCGAAAAAACGAGCGUCUUCCGUGUCCUCUGAGCGAGGCUCGAAACCCCCCCUGAAGAGAAUGUACAAGCAAAGCCCCCGGAAGCGAGGGCGCCCACCCAAAGACGAGAAGGACACGACAAUUCCUGAGUCAAGCACAGUGAAGAAAAUGAUGACCGGCACCAUGGCUGGCUUUAAGUGGCCACAGAGUGUAAGCGAGCCUGUGAAAGAUGGUGACCCUCAUUUCCAUCAUUUCCUGCUUAGCCAAACUGAAAAGCCAACAGUUUGCUAUCAGGCCAUCACAAAGAAGCUGAAGGUGUGUGAAGAGGAAACCGGGUCCACGUCUAUCCAGGCAGCAGACAGCACAGCUAUCAAUGGCAGCAUCACUCCUACAGACAAGAAAAUCGGAUUCCUUGGUCUCGGCCUGAUGGGAAGCGGCAUUGUCUCCAACUUAAUAAAAAUGGGCCACACUGUCACGGUCUGGAAUCGGACCGCCGAGAAGUGUGAUUUGUUCAUCCAGGAGGGGGCCCGGUUGGGAAGAACCCCCGCUGAAGUAGUCUCAACCUGCGAUAUCACUUUUGCCUGCGUAUCUGAUCCAAAAGCAGCCAAGGAUCUGGUGCUUGGUCCCAGCGGAGUGCUCCAGGGCAUCCGUCCAGGGAAAUGCUACGUGGACAUGUCAACCGUGGAUGCAGACACUGUUACGGAAUUGGCUCAGGUGAUUGUCUCCAGAGGUGGUCGCUUCCUGGAAGCCCCAGUCUCAGGGAACCAACAGCUAUCCAAUGAUGGGAUGCUGGUGAUAUUAGCAGCUGGAGACAGAGGCUUAUACGAAGACUGCAGUAGCUGUUUCCAGGCAAUGGGAAAGACUUCUUUCUUCCUAGGAGAAGUAGGCAAUGCUGCCAAGAUGAUGCUGAUCGUGAACAUGGUCCAAGGAAGCUUCAUGGCCACAAUAGCAGAGGGACUGACUUUGGCUCAGGUCACCGGUCAGUCCCAGCAGACCCUUCUGGACAUCCUCAAUCAGGGACAGCUGGCCAGCAUCUUCCUGGAUCAGAAGUGCCAAAAUAUCCUGCAAGGAAACUUCAAACCCGAUUUCUACCUGAAAUACAUCCAGAAGGAUCUCAGAUUAGCCAUUGCACUAGGCGAUUCUGUUAAUCAUCCAACUCCCAUGGCAGCUGCAGCCAAUGAGGUCUACAAACGGGCAAAAGCGUUGGACCAGUCUGACAAUGACAUGUCUGCUGUGUACAGGGCCUACAUCCACUAGGCUACCUUCUUCUAAUUGUUAAUACUAUGAUUAAUUAUAACGAUGAAUACUGGGUUUUAACUCUGGACCAGUCCAUCUUUGUCUCUCUGUGUCCUCUCCCCCUAUUCCCACCAACAAUUUUCUUUCUUUUCUUUUCUUUUUUUCUUUUUGCUUUCCCUUUUUAAUACAGAAAAAAAACACCUCUUUUGAGAUCUGCCACAAGGACAGUUGCUACAGUAUGCCUUCCUGUGCCAGCUAGCUGCAGCAGCAGCAGUAGAAGAGAUUGGACCACAGAUCUCUUACCACCCCUUGGGAGUCAUAGAAUGAAAUAGCGCCCCCCCGCCCCAACAAUGCUGCUUGGCUUUAAUCCCGAUUGUCAUUGUAUUUGUGUCCCUGGGCAUUUUAAGUUCUUUCCAGCUGCUGUUUCAAUGAUUUGCUGUGGAGAUAUAUAUAUAUACACCCAGGUAAAGGAACAUCCGUUUCUCAGCUUUCCUGACUGCGCAAGAGAACCCUACAUAUGUAUGUAUGUAUGUAUGCAUGUAUGUAUGUAUGUAUGUAGGGUUCUCUUGUGCAGUCAGGACAGUUGAGAAACGGAUGUUCCUUUACCUGGGUGGUUUUGACAAUUGGGGUAGGAUUCUAGCACACCACUUUCCUUGGAGAAAAAGAUUAGAACAAAAGGUGCUGGGGUGGGGUGGGGUUGUUAAAUUAAUAGCGCCUGGCCACAGUUCCCUAACCCAAGAAGAGGGAUUUGCAUCCAAGCCUUCUCCAUGGAAACAGCUUUUGUAAAUGAGAGAAUCUGUCUUUUGCUUAAUUCCAAUUCAAAAUGAGCCUCUGAUAAUGCGGGAUGCCUCUACAGGCUCUUGAUUUCCCAAAUGGUUUAUCCAUUCUGAAGGCAUCCGUAAAGGCUGUGAUUCACAGAAUGGGCAUUGAUUAAAAAAAAAGAGAGAGACAGAGAGAGAGAAGGUGGUAGAACUUCUAGAAUCCUCUUCAGGUUCAACUUGGAGAAUCAGCACCCUGAAUGAUUUGGGUCUUUAGUGUUGCCCACUAAUCAGAAAAACAGAUAAUUCGAUAUAAAGAAUUUGACUUCCAUGUUUUUCUGAACAACUGAUGAUGCUCAUAACAUGAAGUAGAAAUCCUGUUUGCAAGUCACAUAAUGGAAGAUUCAGCAAGCUAGGGACCGAUACAGCUGAAUUCUUUGCUGAAAUGACACAAGUAGAAUACAGGAACACAUCAGCAUAUUCCAACAAAAUUGUGAUGGUUUUUUUCCAGCCUUAAAAGUCAGUAUUAAUCUUGAGAGAAAGCCCUUUGCUCAAACUUGGAAUGCAUACAUCAGAAAGGGUUGGAGACAAUUCUGGGUUCAUGCAGAGACUUUCACAUUUGCCUAAACCACGGGUCUCCAACCUUGGUCCCUUUAAGACUUGUGGACUUCAACUCCCAGGGUCCCUCGGCCAGCUUUGUUGGCUGAGGGACUCUGGGAGUUGAAGUCCACAAGUCUUAAAGGGACCAAGGUUGGAGACCCCUGGCUUAAACAGGGCUCCAAAAUUCAGCACCCAGAUCCUAGUCCGCUUAAUGGUGCAUUUCAGAUCUUGCCAGUAUUUAAACUUUCAAGAUGCAAAUGUGACAUCCAUCUCUUUGAACCUUGGGUUGGUCUCCAGGCUAUGUGGAUCUGCUGGCCCAUUCUGAGUGCAGGCAUAGAAGACUCAAAGAGGUUUAGUUGAUCUAUUAAAAAGUUUAGUUGAUCUAUUAAAAGAGUAGGCCUCUUGCUACAGCACAUAUUCCUUAUAUAGGUUUCCUUUCCUUCUGUGGUACAGACAAUCCUUAAAAAACGGACAUUGGUUUUUGUCCCUAUCCAGGGGUUUGAUAAUAGGUCCCAAUAGCUAUCUGCCUGCUUUUUCCCACAGCAAAGUGUAUCUUGCUAAUGGAAAUGAACUCCUUGCGAGUAAGUGAAGCUUUUAAGGACAACUAGUAUCCGUCAGGAAGAGCAGAUGGAUCUGGGGGGAAGAUGACCUCAUUCAAGAUGGUUGCUCUUAAGGCAGCAAAUUACACCAGGAAGCUACUCUUCCAAAAGACCUUCUAAAGCAGGGAUUCCAACCUUGGCUACUUUUUUUAAGACCUAUGGACUUCAGCUACCAGAAUUCCCCAGCCAGCAUUGUUAGGGAAUUGAAUUCUCGGAUUUGAAGUCCAUCGGUCUUAAAGUUGUACACCUGUUCUAAAAGAUUUGUCAGGAAGAGGACAGGGAGAUCCUCCUGAGAUUUUGUGAGAACCUUGCAGAACUUGAACAGAAAUAGUUCCCAUUUUAUUUUGCCUCCCUAGCAAAAAAUUUUUUUUAAAAAAUCCAAAUGGAACUAGGAACUCCAUUCAAUCUCUCUUAUCUUGUGGUUUCUCUGUCGGAGAGAGCAAAUAUCUACUGAAGGGGUGCAGUCCUUUCUGCAGGACUGCAGGGUUGUGAUACCCAAAGCUGGGGGGGAGGCAACAGUUCAAAAGGCUAACAAGAGCUUGGAACUACUGGCUCAUCUCAUGCCUUUUUUUAGAAGGACACCCUUGUUUUCUUUCAUUUGCAGCCAAACAGUAGUUUAUGUAAACUGGGUUUUUGUGGCAUCCAAUUUUAUGGGUCAAAGUGUAUCCAUUAGUCUUACCAGUUUUACAUUUGCAAUAUUUUUGCUGGUUUUAAGGUGCCAUGGGACCCCUUUUCCUACUCAAGCCUUUCCUCCUCCGAGAGCCAGCUUUGAUCAAUUCUCAUUUGGGGGGCGGGGUGUCCUUAAAAUCGGAACUGGGACAGUGGCGCAGGAGGGGGGAAGCGUUUGUUACAAGAGAAUAUGAUGGAACUGGCUUUAGUCAUUGUUGUCUUAAUAUUGUUGACAAUACUGUAAAGUUUCUUUUUUUAAAAAAAAUGGGAUUUCUGUUUUAGCAGUUGCUUUUUUUGUUGUUGUUCCCUCCUUUUUCAAGAUAAAAAAGAUAUUUACACUUGUGGAGAGCUUGUAAGAAAAAAAAAGCUGUUUCUUUUAAUUCCUUCUACCUUUGAUGAAUGAUCUAUAGGUAAUUAAGGUUGUGAAUUUUUAUUUUUCAUUUUUUGCCUUGUUUUUAAUUAAUGUUUUGUCAUUCAGAUAGGAUGUGUGGUGAUGAUUAAAUGGCAAACACAGACAAAAUGAUUUUUUUUUCUUGUGCAAUUAACAAAGCUACUGGCAAAAGGAAAUAAAACUUUUCUUGGUAACACAAUGCGA
Molecule: messenger RNA, 5082 nt
Organism: Ahaetulla prasina
Lineage: Eukaryota; Metazoa; Chordata; Lepidosauria; Squamata; Colubridae
Gene: GLYR1
Product: glyoxylate reductase 1 homolog
Exons: 16
Coding region: 209-1882 (557 amino acids)
Molecular function (GO): oxidoreductase activity, acting on the CH-OH group of donors, NAD or NADP as acceptor; NAD binding; NADP binding
Source: RefSeq, a predicted model, not a curated record